Molecule: messenger RNA, 466 nt
Organism: Linderina pennispora
Lineage: Eukaryota; Fungi; Kickxellomycota; Kickxellomycetes; Kickxellales; Kickxellaceae
Exons: 1
Source: RefSeq, a predicted model, not a curated record
CAGUAGCUCCACCGCGGCUCGAUGCCUGAGAGCCACCACGACGAGCCCUAUGCAGAAAUUACGAGCGGGGGAUUAGCCAGUAUAUCGGAUGCUGAUACCGUUAGUCCCUCGGUCCUGGGCCCGGGGGAGAUCGUCAUCAUUGGUCGGCGCCGUGCCCAAAUCAGGGCGCGCUUUGGUCUGAAACUUACCUCAGGUUGCGAGGACCGGCACCAGCGGGGACCGGGGCGUUCUUAGCGGACGAGGAUUCAGCCUAUUCAGCAGUACACGCAGUUAGCUCUAUGAACAACUCUGGCCCCUCAUCACCUCCUCAAUGCGAAUUCCCGAACCGGCAUUCUCAUCUGACGAUGACAACGCGCCAACAACCAGCACAAGUGCCCGCAUAUAUACUUACCAUUGCGAAUAUAGAGGUGUUCGUGUGUGUAUGUGUAUGUGUGUGCUUGCUGCAAAGGUGCUCUGCUUGCUAGAG